Haplochromis burtoni (Burton's mouthbrooder) is the source of this 7871-nucleotide messenger RNA. It is a transcript of the gene adamtsl3, whose product is annotated as ADAMTS-like 3. Gene Ontology annotation, cellular component: extracellular matrix. Lineage: Eukaryota; Metazoa; Chordata; Actinopteri; Cichliformes; Cichlidae. Gene Ontology annotation, molecular function: metalloendopeptidase activity. The record is from RefSeq and is a predicted model, not a curated record. Gene Ontology annotation, biological process: extracellular matrix organization.
AACAACCCCCCACCCCCACCCCCAAUUCACAUACACGGGAGGGUUGGGGCCACAGGUUUUAUUUUGAAAGUCCAGAGCGGAAGCUGCAGCUUUCGUGUACGUGCUGCUUCACGCUGGUCCUCGGCAGUGAGAGCGAGGCAGGCAGGCUGCACGCCGCUAGGAGCCCGGAGACACUUUCCCGGAGGCACGGAGUCCCGCCGCGCGGCUCUCGGUACUUUGGGGUCGUUUCGGUCUCUGCUUCGGGGUGUGGACUCGGGGCAGACUUGGCGGGACCGGAUCCCGGUGCGAGGCGGACUGGAGUACCCCCGAUGGUGCAUCUCCACAGGAGCGCAUAGGAGCCCAGGACGAGUCUCCCCUGAAGGUAUGGCACAGAGACCCCGAUUUGGGGGGCAAACCCAGAUGAAGAUGGAGUCGUUUACCUUCUGCAGGACUGUCCUCAUCUUCUUCAUGUUUCCGUGUGUCCAGUGCUCAGAGAGUCAGACUGCAGUGUUCCUGCCAGAGUUCGCGCUCUCACCUCAGGGCAGCUUCAUGGAGGACGCCACAGAGGAUCACUUCCUGACCUACAGAUACGACGACCAGAUCAUGCAGCGAGCUCUUCAGUCCAGAGAAGCAAACACGUCAAAAAACAAUAAAAAAGCCACAGAGAGACCACUACACCAGCAACAUCACAACAAUGUCGUAUCGCGAGUGCAGUUUUGUGAACUGUGGGCAUCCAGGAUGACCCGCUCAGAUGAGGACAGGGAAAUCGGCUGGGAUGCCUGGGGCGCCUGGAGCGACUGCUCUCGAACCUGCGGGGGAGGAGCCUCCUACUCGCUACGACGCUGCCUCAAUGGAGGAAGCUGUGAAGGAAAAAAUAUCCGCUACAGAACCUGCAGUAACACGGACUGCCCUGCAGAGUCGGGGGAUUUCCGGGCCCAGCAGUGUUCGGCUCACAAUGACAUCAAGUACCAGGGCGUCACGUACGAGUGGGUCCCAGCGCCGUACGACCCCACCGUCCCCUGCGCUCUGCGCUGCCAGGCUAAAGGCCGAAGCCUCACUGUGGAACUGGCCCCGAAGGUGCUGGACGGGACUCGGUGCCGAGCGGACGCCUUUGACAUGUGCAUCAGCGGAGUGUGUCAGGAGGUGGGCUGCGAUCGGCAGCUGGCCAGCGGUGCCAGGGAGGAUAACUGCGGCGUCUGCGGUGGCGACGGCUCCACGUGCCGCCUGGUGCGAGGACAGGCCCUACCCCACCUGACCCCCGAACAGUCUCUGAAGACGGUGCUGGAGGUCCCGAUGGGAAGUCGCUUUCUCAGACUCAACGCCAAAGGCCCCGAUAUGAUCGUUAUUGAAGCCGUGUCUCUUCAGGGGAGGAAGGAGGAGACCGGUCUGCAGUCGACGGGCUCCUACGUGAUAGGAAACACCUCCUUGGACUUUCAGAGGGGGAACGACCGGCAGACACUCAGGACGCACGGCCCACUCGGCGCUGAUUACAUCAUCAAGAUAAAGUACGGAGGCUCCAAGGACACCGUUGUCCAGUUUCUGUUCUACAAACCAAUUCGAUACCAGUGGAGAGAGACUGACUUCUUCCCCUGCUCGGUCACGUGCGGAGGAGGCUACCAGCUGAACUCUGCCGAGUGCACAGACAUCCGGUCCAACCAGACGCUGCCCGAGCACCACUGUAACAGCUACCCUGAAAACACCAAACCCACUCCAAAGCUCAAAGAGUGCAACAUGGACCCCUGCCCGGAGAGUGAUGGAUUCAAAGCAGUGAUGCCUCAUGACCGCUUCCAGCCUCUGCCUCGCUGGGAGCAGGGCCCCUGGACCCAGUGCUCAGUGUCCUGUGGUGAAAAUGGGGGCUGGCAGGAUCGCAGUGUGCUGUGUGUGGAGGAGGACGCCCACGGGCAGUUCUCCCAGGUGGAUGAGUGGAAGUGCACGCACUCCCCGCGACCUGUCGCCCGACAGAUCUGCAACACCUUCGCCUGCCCUCAGUGGGUGGCCAUGGAGUGGUCACAGUGCACGGUGACAUGUGGCCGAGGGCUGCGCUACCGAGUGGUUCUGUGCAUCGACCACCGCGGGCAGCACGUCGGAGGCUGCCAACCGUCACUCAAGCCUCACGUGAAGGAGGACUGCCUGGUCCCCGUGGCCUGCCACAAGCCCAGAGAGUCCCUGCCGGUGGAGGCGAAGCUUCCCUGGUCAAAACAAGCCCACGAGCUGGAGGAACACUACACCGCUACAGAAAACCCCACAUUCAUACCCGGGCCCUGGUCCCCCUGCAGCACCACCUGCGGCCCUGGCAGGCAAACUCGUGAGGUGAAAUGUCAGGUGCUGCUCACUUUCACCAAGACGGAGGUGGACCUUCCAGAGGAGGAGUGUGGCGGGGACAGGCCCCAGCUGGAGAGGCCCUGCAACCACGGGCCGUGUACCAGAGCCACCGCAGUCCGAGACCACGGUGCUCCUUUGUUCCAGGCUGACGACCUGCACAGCUGGGACUUCAGAGGCUUCACUGCCUGCUCGGCCACGUGUGCUGCCGGCAAGCAGAUAGCAGUGGUGAGGUGUGUGAACAGGAAGCAAGAUGAGGAGGUGGACGACGCUCUGUGCGAUCCAUCCAGCAGGCCGUCGGUAAUGAUCCGCAUCUGUAACCCUGAGCCGUGCCCCCCAAGGUGGGAGGUGACGGCGUGGACGGGCUGCUCUGCGUCCUGCGGUGUCGGCAUACAGACCAGGAGCGUGUUUUGCAUGCGUCUUUUGUCCGUCGACCAGCAAGAUAUUCAGACUAUUUCAGAGGACGCGUGCACGGAUUUCCGACCUGCCAUCCUGCAGCCCUGCAACCAGGUGGACUGUCCUCCAGCCUGGGAGACCGAGGCUUGGCAGCAGUGCUCCCAGACCUGUGGUGAUGGUGUUCAGGUGCGGAAGGUGUACUGUAAGCAGCUCCUGUCCACGGGGGCCUACAGGCGGCUGGGGGACGACGCCUGCCAGGUAACCAAGCCCGCUACAAACAGAGGCUGUGGCAAUAUGGACUGUGUGCCCUACACAGCAGGAGGAGAAUGGGGAAAGUGCUCCGUGUCCUGCGGUUUGGGGAUCCAGCGCCGGGAGCUGCUGUGCCUCCAGCUGACGGCGGCGGGCCGUCAGGUGACGGUGGCGAGGGAGCAGUGCUCGGGUUUACCGUCCCCGCCGCUCGUACGAACCUGCCGCAUGAUGGCCUGUCCCAAGCACAAGAAGCAGAUGAGACCCAAAGACUCGCGAAAAGCCGCUGUGAAGAACCAGGUCAAGCAGCCGGUGAGACGCCCUGCAAAGACUAGAGGCUACGAGGAGGGGAUCAAACAGUGUCCCGCUCUCAUUAGCACGCACAACAUCUACAUCCAGACCCGUAAAGAGAGGCGUCUCCACCUGACCGUUGGUGGCCACGCCUAUCUUUUACCCAACACCUCUGUGGUCAUCAAAUGCCCCGUCAGAAGGUUCCCCAAAGCCUACAUCCGCUGGCUCAAAGAUGGCAGCGCCUUACCCAGCUCCCAGCGCCUGGGCGUCACCAAGUCCGGCUCUCUGAAGAUCCAGUUCCUGGAGCCAGAGGACACCGGGGUGUACAAAUGUGUGGCAGGACCCGCCUCAGACAUUUUCACUCUCCAGCUGAUAGGCGGUGACGGCAGGUCGGCGGGUAGACCGCCUGCUCCCGGUCCCGACUGGGAGGAGAUGCUGCCCAGCUGCUACAGCCACGACUCAGUCCUGAAGACGACCCGACCUGGGGCCCGGGUUUCUCUGGUGCCCGCUGGCGGACAGGAGGCCUCCCUGCAGCCACGGGUGGAGGAGAGACUGAUCAAUGUCACGCUGCAGGCUGAUAGAGGAGAGAUCCAGCAGGAGCAGGCCUCAGAGCUCAUCUCCUCCCUGCUGACACACAUGUCUCCUGCCCAGCUCUGGACCAGAACCACGAGGAGAGGAGGACAAGCUAAAGACCGACUGCCCAACUGGUCCGAGCACUCUCCACUGGAGACGGUAGCAAAGAGACCAGCGAUCAUCAGACAGCAGCAGAGCGUCCCACCCACCUUUCAGAAGAACAUCGACAUCAGUAUCGGACACAGCGCGCUCCUCACCAACGCCACACGGUCGCUGACCAUCCGGUGCCCUGCGGAGGGAUCCCCACCUCCCAAAAUCAGCUGGAGCAAAGAUGGAGCUCUGCUGCAGCACUCUGACAGGGUGUCCUGGGAUCGAGCGGGCCUCCACAUCCUGCAGCUGAGAGCGUCUGACAGAGGCCAGUACAGGUGCGCCGCUGCCAACGCGCUGGGCUCAGACUCGGAGGCUUCCCAGCUGCUGCUGGCAGAGCCUCCGGCCAUCGCGGUGUCCUGGAGGAACGUCUCAGACCACGGGGGGAUGCUGGGCCACAGCUUGACAGCCACUGUCGGAGGACAAAUCAGCAUUCGUCCAGGCGCCAACCUCACUGUGGACUGUCCCGUCAGUGGUGUUCCUCGCCCCACGGUGCUGUGGCACAGGAAGGACGGGCUGUUGGACGCCGGCGCCGUCUCCCUGCCGUCUGGCUCGCUGUGGAUCCGAAACGUUUCCGUGCACAACCAGGGCACCUACUCCUGCGCCGCCACCAACGCCAUAGGAAAGUCGACCGCCUCCACAGUCCUGAAGGUCCACGAUCCAGCCGGAGGGAGCCGGGUGCUUCCAGCGUCUCAGGAGCUGAGCAGGAGGAGAGUCCUCAUGGCGUCACGGCGCGGCACGAGCGUCUUCAUCAAACCUGGAGACGUCCUGCGCAUAGGCUGUCCGGUGGUUUCCGACCACAAGCCGCCUGUGCGCUGGGAGUACAACAACCGGACCCUGAAGGAGGUUCCGGCUCCGGCUCACUCCCCAGAUCCCGGUCCGGGUCAGGGUCUGCAGCACAGGAUGCUGGUGGGAGGUCGUGUGCUGGAAGUCAGCACGCUCCAGGGGAAGUUCGCGGGCCGCUACAGAUGCCAGACCUUCAUCAACAGCACCAGGCAAAUCCUGUCAGCCUGGAUAUACGUUCACAGCGAAGCGAUGCGUCUCCCUGGACGGAAAGGACGUUCACCCCGACAUGUGUCAGCGCGUACCGAAACCCGUCACGUCCCCGGCCCCCUGCAACAGACAGGCCUGCCCCCCCAGAUGGUCGGUGUCGGAGUGGUCAAAGUGCUCGGCCUCAUGCGGCGCCGGCCAGAAGCAGCGGCGGGUCACGUGUCAGCAGCUCGACGCCGGAGGUGCGGCGAGAACGCUGCCGGCGGCCGCCUGCGAAGGGACGAGUCGGCCGGCGGACACGGAGCCGUGCUCCGCCAAUAACUGCCCCGUCUGGGUGACCAGUCCGUGGGGGAAGUGCUCGGGGAGGUGUUUGGGCCCCACCACCACCCUGCAGAAGAGAUCGGUCGUCUGCCAGCACGCCAACGGCUCCUCCUACACAGACUGUGACCUCCGGAGCAGACCGGUGUCCGUGCGCAACUGUUCGUCUGACCUGUGCGAUGUUCAGUGGCGUCCCGGUGCGUGGCGAGCGUGCACCGUGGUCUGUGGGAGUGGCUUCCAGUCCCGCAGGGUGGACUGCGUUCACAGCAAGACCGGCAGGACUCUGGCCGACCAGCACUGCGCCUGGCUCCAGCGACCCUCCACCUGGCAGCACUGCAACACCGCCACCUGUGGGAGUGAAUGCGAGGACACCACCCAGUACUGCAGUGUGGUGAGGAGGCUGAGGCUGUGCCAUGUGGACACGUACAAACAGAGAUGCUGCAGCUCGUGCCUGCGUGGCGUUGACUCCACCUAGUGGCGGUGGAAGGUUUUAACCGCACGCACACACACGCACACACACACACGCACACACAGAUGGGUCUACAGGAGGCGGGAGCCUGAGCAAAGACUAAGACGGACAGCCCGUGAGUGGACGCCGACCCCAACGAGCUUCAGCGUGAAUCUUUCACAAACUGAAAGGAAAUCUGACGACAGGACGAGCGGGCUUGACUUUCUGAUCUGGACUAAACUGUAACAUGAAGACAAGUGUUCACUAUGUGGAUCAAAUAAAGUUUGUGAUUUUCCUACACAGACAGCUAGUUUCCCGUGAGAUUUAAAGAAGCGUGUUUUCUUGUCAACGAGACGCAGAUCUGUCUGCCAGCAGCACGUGACGCCUCUGCAGCGUCGCGCUUUCUGUCUCUGAUCUCUUUAUUUAUUUGUGCAAUUCUUCAAAAAUGUUUUUAUAAAGCGACACAGUUAAAAACAGAAAAAAGGAAGUUCCAGUUUGUUACAGCUCGGGUCGUUUCUGUGAACGUUAAUGAAGCCGGACGAGUGACACGGACGGUGUCCGAGCGAGACGCGAGGGUCAAAACUGACUCGGCUGCUAAGAAACUGGAGCGGUCCUUUAAUCGGGCCCUGCCGUUACAUCGGUGCGGCGUGCCUCAGCUGCUCAUUCCUUCACCAGAGUCCAAGUUUCCCAGCUUUUCCAUCCUGAUGAGUUCGACUGACACUGAAUUCUUGUUUUCUUUGAACAUGAAAUAAUUUUAAAGCAUUGCCUUUAAAAUCCUGCACUUGUUUCUGGGAUGAGCUUCAGUGUUCGGUGCUUGUUUGAUUUCUUUACUGAUCUAAGUCGUGGUUCAGUCUUUACUUAUUACAACAUUUUUUUUAAACAAGUCGAUUCAGUUCAGCAGAAACGUCUAUAAGUGAGCCGAGAUGUAGGAAAAUAAAGUUAAAUAAGACAGAAUUUAUAUGAAGCCUUACUGAAAGUAUCGUCUUUAUAAUUUACCAGUAAAAUACUAUAACAAAAUUAAAAAGUAAUGAAAAAAGCUGCUUGAAUAAAUAUUCACUUCAGCACAAAUAAAACACGACAUGAAAUCCAGACUACAGAAAAUAAACAGAUUUUUAAUUCAGUUUUAUUUCUUUUUAUGGACCCAAAUCACAGCAGUGUGAAGGUGAAGAGCGUCCGACCCAACCUCUUCACAACACAGACUGUAUACAAAAGAUGGACGUCACCACCGUGACACCGCCCACUGACUCGUUAACGUGACAUGUAGUGACGUGAGGUUCUGGCUCCUCAGUUAUAAAGCAUCAAUACAAUAAAUAAGUAUGAAAGAUCAGAGGCCACGGACUCAUCAGUGGACUGUGGGCUCAUUUCCACCCAGAUUUACUUUACAACCAGAAGAUUCGCCCCCUGCUGGCCAACACAAACAACGCAGGUUUAAGACCGAGAAGCUCGUUCCAUCUUUCGUGUACAGCUUCUGUGUGGGCACAGCUGAGAUAACCCACCACAGCUGUUCUUCUAAAUCGGUAAACAGGGAUGCUUCCUGAACCUCAGAGCCACACAGUCGUCCUGUAUGAGCAGUUUUUUGGUGAUGCCACGUUUCUGCUGCUGGUGCAGCUUCAGUUUGCCUAAGCACGGAUGUUCUAACCCGCCUCUGAUCCUCAGCCGUGACAAAGCUUUGUAAAAUAAUUUCAGCUCACACUAAGACACCAGCGCCACACUGAUUUCCACCGACGGGGUCUGCUCAUGUUACCUUUGUACAGGUCAUCAUACCGACGUGCUGCAUUGUACAGUGUCCUGUAUAUACUGUGUUCUAAGUGCAAUAUCGUACUCUGAGUGUAGACUGUGCGAGGCCUUUAUUUUCUUACUUCCUGUUGUAUUUUUAACUCCUGUUUAGGAUACAAAGCACUCGUAUUGUGUACGUUGAUCAGGUGGUGCGUUCGCUGCCCCUCGCCUGGUUUGAUUUGCAUGUGAUGUUUUCUUGCUCCGUUGUGACAGACCACUCAGUAACGUGUUCAGUGUUUCUCUCUGGCUGCUGAUGACUGCACGGUACGGCCAAUCGGAUGUGACGGCAUCGCGCUGCUUGCGGACUUCCAGCUUGGCUGAAAGAACGUGCGACAAAUCAUAAAUAUGCUUCAGGUGACAGUGCAAAGGAAUAAAGACCGUUUGAUCA